Mycetomoellerius zeteki is the source of this 7055-nucleotide messenger RNA. RefSeq lists its product as uncharacterized. The transcript is spliced from 12 exons. Lineage: Eukaryota; Metazoa; Arthropoda; Insecta; Hymenoptera; Formicidae. The record is from RefSeq and is a predicted model, not a curated record. Gene Ontology annotation, molecular function: histone H3T3 kinase activity; ATP binding. Gene Ontology annotation, cellular component: nucleus; cytoplasm. Gene Ontology annotation, biological process: protein phosphorylation; mitotic cell cycle; intracellular signal transduction. The coding region runs from base 88 to 7035 and encodes 2315 amino acids.
UUGUCCGGGAAGGAUCCAGUUUUUGCGCAGGAAAUAUUUACAGAAGUGGUAUCUAUUUACGGCAUUCAAACCGCUUAUCCAUUAAUCAUGGCUUGCGACGAGACUUUCGUUUAUAAUCUGAUCGUGGAGAAGGAAUUCGUGCUGCCCGUUAAAAUUGUUCAAAAGAUCUUCUAUAGGAAUCCGGAUUUGAUAGUGCGUUUUCUCAAAUUAUUGAAACCUCGUGAACUAAACGAGACCGAGCGCACUCCCUUCGCGAUCGGUAUCGACAGAUACAAAUCUUUCCUCUCUAAAUUAAUAAAGAAACAUCUGGAGGCUUUCGUGGAACUGUACGAGAUUCACAAAGAUUAUCUGCAAGAUAUUAUUUUGAGUAACACGUGUGCCGAAAUAUUUCUGAAGAAAGGUCAGCGACACCUGAUACAAAAACCGCUUAUAUAUAUCCGCAUGUUACCAUUGAAAAAAAUUAAUGAGGAUUUAAUGGAGAGAGUAUUCCCUGGUCUAUUGCCUACAGAAAUGUCUUCUUUUAAUACAGAUAGUAUGCUCGAUUACUUGAAACAUUAUCCACGUGAUAAACAACACGAUCUACUCCGUAAGUCAUACAAGGAUAAAUAUGAUGCCGAUUUUCUCGACGAGACAAAAAAUGUCACGCCUGCCUUAUUACAGUUAUUACCUAUCGAGGAACGGAUCAAACAGGCUAGAAUUAAAAUCGAGAAGCAGAACUUCGAGAAGCAGAACUUCAAGAAGCAGAACUUCGUGGAGGCUUAUUAUAAAAAUACGAUGGAAUACAAAACAGUUUGGACUUGUUAUUUACCUGUUAACGAAGUCAUACCGGUUAUCAAAGAAAAAUUAAAUAAAACUAAAGAUGAAAUAGAUAGGAUUGGUUUCCUUUUGCAAAUGAUUUAUGUUUGUAAUGUUAAUAAAGAUGAUGAUGCGUUGUUCGAUACCUUAACAUAUAUUUUAAAUAGACAUAAAAAUGAAAACUCUUGGCUAUUCGAACGAAUAUUCAGUCAACUUUUACAAAUAUACAAUUUACCUUAUUUAAAUGAAAAGCAGAUUUCUCUUAUACUAGACAUUGUCCGAUUGUUUUAUGUAAAAAAUGAAUUCGUACCGAAAGAAAUGCUCGUGGCUAUAAUACAUUUCAAACUUAUACACAAUAUGCCAAUUGAAGAGCUGAUCGAUAUGUUUUUAGAGAAGAAUCGAUGGUACAUAAAUUUUAACAUACUCAAAGAAUAUCCACAGUAUGAGAGACAAUGUCUCGUAACUUUCGCAAAUAAAAUUGAAAAAAAAUCUUUUAAAGAGAAUGAUGAAAAAAAAAAAAUUUUCUGCCAAUUUAUUGAAGCAAUAUACGAUUUUAACAGCAGGUGUAAAAAAUCUUGCAUCAAAAUAGAAAAAAUGACAAUUAAGGAUUAUCCUUGGUUAAUAGAUGUUAUUCACGAAGUAAUACGUGUCGAAGAAGAUUAUUGGAAAAAUAUAUUACAGAAGAAUGAACCAGAACUGUACUGCAGUUGGUUUCCUUCAAAUAUUGCGAAAGUAACGUCAGGCGCGGCGCUCGCUCUAUUGAAACGAGAUUUACAAAACAUACUGGAUAAUUGGGAAGAAUACUUGGAAAACUGCAUGAAGAACUACUAUAUAAAACAUGUACAACGUUUCGUCAAGGCCACGCGAUGGUACAAAGAUUUACCCAUUAAAUUUGCUGAACGUUGCAUGAAGUAUGUGUACGAUAAAAGUACAGAUAAAAUAUCAUCUAGCCUAGUUAUCUUGGCCCUUUUACUUCAUGGUGAUGAGUUGACAAAACUAAUCGAUCCUUUCACACCCACAGAAACAACGAUAAAUACUGAUCAUCCAAAUGCCAAGGACAACUAUAAAAUUAUAAAAAAUUUACCAUUGAGCAUGAGACUUUCCAAUCCACCAAUACCUCUCGAUCUCGUAGUUAGAUUGUGUGUAGGAGAUUACUUGUCAAUAGCUUUGAUGAUGCUAACAAACGUUAGUAGGCGUACUUCUUCGCCUAAAGUUAUCUCAAUCGCACAAAAGUUGAUGAGUAUGCGUGUGAGCACACGUAAGCAUGGAGUUAGGCUGAUGUACUUAAUAGCUACUAUGCAUGAGCUUAUAGAUUUUCUCCAGAAAACAUGGGCAACCGAGAACCAUCAUUCAGUACGACAAGUUUUAUUCAAGACAUUCCAGAAAUGUUUUCUCACAAAACCAGAUCCCGAAACUUGGUCCCUAUAUUGUCAAACUACGUCGACGUUGAAUCUCAAUGACGAAGCAUUGCUUUUAGAUAUAAAGCUGUUUCCUGAGAUCCCUAAUGAAUACGUCGUAAGAUAUCUCGAUCUAUGGCUCAAAACGAUAGACAAUUUUCAAGGAAUGGGACUGGACGACCAGAAAACAAACAAACACGUUGCCUAUUUUUUAGCGACGCUUACUGCAUCUAUUUUCAAUCUUUUAUCUGAAGAAUUUACUGAAAAUAUACUUCGAAGAUUUUUAUUCCAUAUGGAUAGGGAUGUAUCCAGAGCAGCAAGACGUUUUACAAUAUCGUAUAUUUUAACAAAAGAUCAAGAUAAAUAUGCAGCAUGCAUCAAAGCAUUUGCCAAUGUCUUUCGUAACACAGUGAUACCUAAUUGGAAUGUACCUCAUCCUAAAAAAUUAUACUUUUAUCCAAUCAACAAAGCCGUGCGUUUUUUCAUAGAUGAUUUCGUCAGUAGCUACAUCAAUAAGCUCUACUUUAAUAAAUCUUUUAACCCGGAAGUUAUCGAUAACAUGCAAAUGAUAUUUUUAUCUGUCUUGUCACCUAGACAGUACGCGAGGUCUUAUUUAUUGUUGAUAUACGCAAAGAAGUUGCAAGAAUGCAACUCCAUCAAUAACUCCUUUGGCCUGAAACUCGGUCAGCAGUUGCAUGAAUUAACCGACAUUUUCUCAUCGCUAUUGGUUUUGUUUAUGGCCGAAAUUCUCAAGUACUUCCUAAGCCAAGUAUCUAAACCUUCCGAUUUGCAAGAAGUCAAGCUUAGUGUCAUAGAAGGCCUGAUUGAAGCUGGUAAUACGGAUUCUUGUUUUAUGGCUGUGACAAUGUUACCAUCGAUGAUCCAGACGGAACACGUAGCAAGAUACGAUCGAAUCGUUGAAAAGUUACAAGGAAUGCAUGAGGAGCUUGGUACCAUGACCGUUUUAUGCACUCAUUUAAAUGAAACGCUGGCAAUUUUUUUCUUAGCACUACCUUUUGGAGUACUUUCGCCAAUCCUACGGACAGGUAAAAUGAACAAAAAACCAAUUCGAACUUAUCAGAGAAAACCUGCAAAGAGACCUGUUAUGAAUUCAUGGGCAUCUGUAUCAAGUGAAAAAUAUUUUGUGGGAAACAGUCAUUUUGAUAAAAAUGAACUGUAUAAUGAUUCUUUAAAUUAUGAUCUAUUCGAAACGACAUUUGACAAACUUGCCAAAGAAGUAGUAGUACCUCCUAUCCCAUUGGAUACAAAUCAAAAUGAUUCAUGGAAAGACAGUAGCAGUGAUGAUGAUAUUACCAAUGCAACAAGUCUAAAAUCUGAACCUAUAGAUGUUGAUCUUUUUAUACAGAAUAAUACACCUAGUUCAACAAAUGUUAGGCAUAAAUCAGCUCCUAAAUGCAAGAAACAAAAAAAAUCUGAACCAAAAGUCAUGGUUUCUAUAGGAAUGUUGUCUAAAAAAACAAAAAUAAUGUCAGUUAAAGAUAAAACAUGCUUAGGAAAAGCACAGGGGCAGAAGAGACAAGCAAACAAGAGUAAAAAGAAGAAAGUGCUAAAAAAUAAAUGUAAGCCUAAUCAUGUAUGCAAUGAACAGAUAUCUCAUAUAAAUUCUAAUGCUAUAGAUAAUUUGGAAGAUGUCUCUUAUAAGAACGAUAUUUCAUGCAACAAUACCCAUGAAUCUUUGCUACAAAAGGUUGACAAAUCAAUUACAUCACAAAAUAAAUCAAUUACAAUUAAUGAAUCCAUUGCUGAUUUCAAACAUAUAAGAAACUAUCAACAAAUUAUCAAACCAUGUUUUGUUAAAUUAAAUGCUUGUACUGUGCAGAAUUAUACAUUGAUUCAUGAAAGAUUUCCAGAAAAUAACCAAGAUAUAUUGCAUGAUACAAAAUUCUUGUUACAAGAUACUUUACAAACUAAGAAAAAUAUUUCUAAAGUACUAAGUACUGUUUCGCGAUCAGUCUCAGCUGAACAUAAUGAAUUUAAUGAUUCUAAACAUACAUCAGUUAAACAUUGUUCUGUAGUAUUGUGCAAUAACAUUGUUAAAGAUUGGCAUAUAUUACAAAGUAAAAGAAACAUGAAAGAUACUAUCAAUAUAAAAGAUAAAUCAAAUAUAUCACAUUUAGUUUUCUGUAACUCAUCUGAAGUUACUCCAAACCGCAAUAAAAGUAUUGAACUUACAUCAUAUGAUAUGAAGAAAGAAAGAGAUCUAAUAAAAAAUAGUUUUGUAAAAGUGGAAAGAUUAGAGAUAGGAGAGUUUGUAAAAGAAAAUAAUACAAUAUCUGAAGAAAAGCAAAACAUAUUUUCUAGCACUCCUUUUAGCAAACGAGUCAAACCUAAUUUAGCAAUAUUAUCUCCUAUUAAUUCUAAUAUUUAUAACAAGUCACAUUGGAGUCAAGAAGGUUUGUUAGCAACUACAAAAGAAGAUAUUUCCAACAUUGAUCAGAAAAAUUCUUAUCCUUUGGUUACGAUAUCAGAAGAUUCUAAACUCAAGCCCACAGAUGUACAGGGACAGCAAACACAAAUUUUAUUGUCCCAGAAAUCACAAAUUACAGAUUCUGUUGUUAAAAAUGAAGUAACAUCUUACAAAAAUGAUGUCCAUAUAGCUAUUACUCAGAAAUAUGGUACAGAAUGCUAUGUUGAAACAGAAAUUCCGUAUUUAUUAAAUAUGUCUACUGAUCAAUCACAAUCAUUAUUUGAUGAUACAACAUAUAGUCACAAUCAUUCGGCGAAAGAUCCAAAUGAAGAUAAAAUAAAAAAAAAACGUCCUGGUACGCAUAAAUUUGUAGAAACGGACACAGUAGAUUCAUCCGUUGAUUUAUGUUUAAAACAAAAGCAAUUAUCAAGUGGUAAUAAAGCUGAAGCAAGCUUUCAGUAUAUAUCACCUUCCAAAAUAUGUUUAACAUUUAAAGAUUUAGAUAAUACGCAAAAAAAUAAAUCGCAAGAAAAUCACGAUAUAACAGGAAUAAGUAUAGUAGAAGCAAUUCAUGAGAGCCUUAAAGAUAAAACUGUUAAUAUUAAUAAACUCAGUUUAUUUGAUGAAAGUCAAAAUAAUAUUAAUAUGAAUGCUCGUGUGCUGCUUACACGAUUACAAGAUCCAAUUAGAAUAGGAAGGAGAAUACAAUAUCCUAAAUGGCAUUUAAACAUAUCAAAUAUUUUUGAUAGUGUAAAUAAUGAAGCCGUACAAUCAAACAACGAAGUUCACUGUAUCACAAUUGACAAAGAUCUUUCUAAUGUUCAAUCAGCACAUAAUUUUGAGCAUUCUAAGAAUGCAAAUUUGUCUAACGAUCAUUUUGAAUCCUCCAGUGGCACGACUGAACCGUACAGUGAUACAAAUAGACAAAUGAAGAAAUCAGUUUUUUUAAAACCGGGCAAGUAUUGGGCUAGAUCUUUGUCAAUAUUAAAUAAUAUAAACGAUGGAUCUAAUUUAGACAAAUUAAGUAUCGGAAAGGGGAAAAAAUGGAGGUGCAGCGUCAGAAAUAUAUUGGAUAUGCAAAAACAAGGAAUUUUCCAAAGUUGUUUGAAGAAGGAUAAAGAUGAUACGAAUUUAUCUAGCGAUAAUCUUAGCAUAUCAAAUACUUCAUCGUUCAACAGUAACAAAUGUAAAGAAUUUGAUUUAGCGAGUUAUCCUAGAUUUUCUAAAAGGAUCUCAGUGAGAGUUGUGCUUAAUAAUGCAAGCACUAAGUGUGAAAUCAAAGAUACUUCAUUUCUUGAGGCAUUUGGAAUUACUGCAGAAAAAUCUUCAAACUCGAAAUUAUCAUACCAGGAGAAAUCAUUGAUAUAUAACGAUCAACAUAUCAGUAGUCAUUCCAAUACUGCAAGAGAUGUUGUCUUACAGAGAUGUUCACAAAACUGUUAUAUUACUUUUGCAGAUCGUUUUCCAGAUUCGUAUUUAGAACGUUGCCAUAAAAUAGGCGAAGGUGUUUAUGGAGAAGUUUUUCUUCAUGAAUGUGAGGGUAAAAGAUCUGUUAUAAAAAUUAUUCCUAUAGAAAAUGAACAGUUAGUCAAUGGUGAACCACAAAAGAAAUUUAAUGAAAUAUUGUCAGAAAUUGUGAUUGCAAAGGAAUUGGAUAAUCUGAAAUUAAAUGAUAUCUAUAAAACUAAUGGAUUUGUAGAAGUUAAAAAUAUCAGCUGUAUUAUAGGAAAAUAUCCAGAGAAGCUCAUAGAACUUUGGAAAAUGUAUGAUAAAGAUAAAACAUCCGAUAAUGAUUGUCCAUUGAUGUUUGAUGAAAAUCAGUUGUAUAUUUCUCUUGAACUGAGUCACGGUGGGGAAGAUCUUGAAGCCUUUGUAUUUCAAACUGCGGAGGAGGCUUGCGCUCUAUUUUUACAGACUGCAUUGGCAUUAGCAGUUGCAGAAAAGGCACUUGAAUUUGAACACAGAGAUUUGCAUUGGGGUAAUGUAUUAAUAUCAAGAACAAAAGAACAAUAUAUAUAUUAUAAUCUAGGGGGGAGAGAGAUCAAGUUUCCUAGUAAAGGUGUAAAGGUAUCUAUAAUAGAUUUUACGCUAUCGAGAAUGUUAUACCAAGGAUGUUGCAUAUAUAAUGAUCUUGCACUAGAUCCAGCUUUAUUUACUGCUCAUGGUGAAUAUCAAUUUGAGAUUUAUCGUCUUAUGCGCGACAAAAUUCAGAAUGAUUGGCGCAAAUUUGAACCAUAUACGAAUGUUUUGUGGUUGCAUUACAUUUUGGAUAAAAUGAUUACUGCGGUAAGAUACAAAAAGAAAAACUUGAAGGUUCACAAGCACGCUGUUAUCAGAUUAAAAGAAUUUAAAGAUAUAAUUUUAAACUACAAUAGUGCAUACGACUUUGUAAUCAAUUCUAAUAGCGUCGAGUAACUAUGAUGCAAGCCCUUACG